CCGCCCCGGCUCCGCCCCUCGGCCGGUGGCCCCGGGGCGACAAGGGGAGGAGCUCGGCGUCUGGAAUCGCGCAGCGCACGGGAUCGUGCCCCGCAGCCUGGUUCCCGGCCGCCGGUCGGAGCCUGCAGUGCAGUUCGCGGGACACGUGGCCAUCAGGAAUAAUGAGCAACCCAUUUGCACACCUCGCUGAGCCUUUGGAUCCUGCACAACCAGGAAAGAAAUUCUUCAAUUUGAAUAAAUUGGAGGAUUCAAGAUAUGGACGACUACCAUUUUCUAUCAGAGUUCUCCUGGAGGCAGCCAUUCGGAACUGUGAUCAAUUUUUGGUGAAGAAAAAUGAUGUUGAAAAUAUCCUAAAUUGGAAUGUCAUGCAGCAUAAGAACAUAGAAGUGCCGUUUAAGCCUGCCCGCGUCAUCCUGCAGGACUUCACGGGUGUGCCAGCUGUAGUUGACUUUGCUGCCAUGCGUGAUGCUGUGAAAAAGUUAGGAGGAAAUCCAGAGAAAAUAAACCCUGUCUGUCCCGCUGACCUUGUCAUUGAUCAUUCCAUCCAGGUUGAUUUCAACAGAAGGGCAGACAGUUUACAGAAGAAUCAAGACUUGGAAUUUGAAAGAAAUAGAGAACGAUUUGAAUUUUUAAAGUGGGGCUCUCUGGCCUUUCGCAACAUGCGGAUUAUUCCUCCUGGCUCAGGAAUCAUCCACCAGGUGAAUCUGGAGUAUUUGGCAAGAGUGGUAUUUGAUCAGGAUGGAUAUUAUUACCCAGACAGUCUUGUGGGCACGGAUUCGCACACUACCAUGAUUGAUGGUUUGGGCGUUCUCGGUUGGGGUGUGGGUGGUAUCGAAGCAGAAGCUGUCAUGCUGGGCCAGCCAAUCAGCAUGGUGCUUCCCCAGGUGAUUGGCUACAGGCUGAUGGGAAAUCCCCACCCCCUGGUAACAUCCACUGACAUCGUGCUCACCAUCACCAAGCACCUCCGCCAGGUUGGGGUAGUGGGCAAAUUUGUCGAGUUCUUCGGGCCAGGGGUAGCCCAGUUGUCCAUUGCCGACCGAGCUACAAUUGCCAACAUGUGUCCAGAGUAUGGAGCCACUGCUGCCUUUUUCCCGGUUGAUGAAGUCAGUAUCAAGUACCUGGUGCAGACAGGUCGUGAUGAAGAAAAAGUAAAGCAUAUUAAAAAGUAUCUUCAGGCGGUAGGAAUGUUUCGGGAUUUCAGUGACUCCGCUCAAGACCCAGACUUUGCCCAGGUUGUGGAGUUAGAUUUGAAAACAGUAGUGCCUUGCUGCAGUGGACCCAAAAGGCCUCAGGACAAAGUUGCCGUAUCUGACAUGAAAAAGGACUUUGAGAGCUGCCUUGGAGCCAAGCAAGGAUUUAAAGGAUUCCAGUUUGCUCUGGACCAUCAUAAUGACCAUAAGACAUUUAUCUAUAAUAAUAGCGAGUUCACCCUUGCUCAUGGUUCUGUGGUAAUCGCUGCCAUUACUAGCUGCACUAACACCAGUAAUCCAUCUGUGAUGUUAGGAGCAGGCUUGUUAGCAAAGAAGGCUGUGGAUGCUGGCCUGAACGUGAAGCCUUACAUCAAAACUAGCCUAUCUCCUGGAAGUGGUGUGGUCACCUACUACCUGCGAGAAAGUGGAGUCAUGCCUUACCUGUCUCAGCUUGGGUUUGAUGUGGUGGGCUAUGGCUGCAUGACCUGCAUUGGCAACAGUGGGCCCUUACCUGAAGCUGUGGUAGAAGCCAUCACGCAGGGGGACCUUGUUGCUGUUGGAGUACUGUCUGGGAACAGGAAUUUUGAAGGGCGAGUCCACCCCAAUACCCGGGCCAACUAUUUAGCCUCUCCGCCUUUAGUAAUAGCGUAUGCAAUUGCCGGGACCAUCCGGAUCGACUUUGAGAAAGAGCCACUGGGGGUAAAUGCAAAGGGACAACAGGUAUUUCUGAGAGAUAUCUGGCCAACCAGAGAUGAGAUCCAGGCAGUGGAGCGUCAGUAUGUCAUCCCUGGGAUGUUUAAGGAGGUCUAUCAGAAAAUAGAGACUGUGAAUGAGAGCUGGAAUGCCUUAGCAGCCCCAUCAGAUAAGCUAUAUUACUGGAAUCCCAAAUCUACAUACAUUAAGUCACCACCAUUCUUUGAAGACCUGACUUUGGAUCUGCGGCCCCCUAAAUCGAUAGUGGAUGCCUACGUGCUGUUAAAUUUGGGAGAUUCAGUAACAACGGACCACAUAUCUCCGGCUGGAAAUAUUGCAAGAAAUAGCCCUGCUGCUCGCUACUUAACUAACAGAGGCUUGACUCCACGAGAAUUCAACUCCUACGGCUCCCGCCGAGGUAACGACGCCAUCAUGGCGCGGGGGACAUUUGCCAAUAUCCGCUUAUUAAACAAAUUCUUGAACAAGCAGGCACCACAGACUAUCCACCUGCCUACUGGCGAAAUUCUUGACGUGUUCGAUGCCUCUGAGCGGUACCAGCAGGCGGGCCUUCCCCUGAUAGUUCUGGCCGGCAAAGAGUACGGCUCAGGCAGCUCCCGAGACUGGGCGGCCAAGGGCCCUUUCCUACUGGGAAUCAGAGCUGUCCUGGCUGAGAGUUACGAGCGUAUUCACCGAAGUAACUUGGUCGGGAUGGGGGUGAUCCCCCUCGAGUAUCUCCCCGGGGAGAAUGCAGACACCCUAGGACUCACAGGGCGGGAACGAUACACUAUCAGCAUUCCAGAAACCCUCAAACCACGAAUGAAAGUCCAGGUCAAGCUGGAUACCGGCAAGACCUUCCAGGCUGUCAUGAGGUUUGAUACCGACGUGGAGCUCACUUAUUUCCACAACGGGGGCAUCCUCAACUACAUGAUUCGCAAGAUGGCCAAGUAGGCCCUGGUUUCCUCGGAGAUGGGCAUCCUGGCCGCAGCGGGGAGGAAGCGCAGUGCCUACAGCCCGCAGGCCCUGGCAUGGCAGUCUCUCCACCCCAGCCUUUCCCCUCCCCUCUCCUCCCCUCCACGCAGGGGCGCUUCCAGCCCAGGGUGCCCUAAGGUUCCGGUGCCCAUCCUCUGCACACAAAAUCAGCAGUCUCUACAUGCUCUAUUUUUGUUAAUCUUUUUAUCUUUUUCUAGAAUUUGGAAGCUUAGAAUGGUGGGAUUGUCAGUUGUGCCAGGAAGGGAGAGCUGAGCCCUUUACAGUUACUGAUCACAGAAUAUGUUGAUUUUUCACUCUUAGCCUGUACUGUUCAGCUGAACACAAAUGUCUCCCGCCCGAUUUUUGGUUUCUCUGUUACCCUCUGCUCAAUGAAACCUUUCCCUUGAGAGUCCUUUGCCUCUGCAUACUGUCCCAAAAUUAACUGACAAGGCAGAGAAGAACUUUUUCACACUUCAAAUCCUAGCCGUGACUGUGAUCCCCUCGCCCCGCCUUUUCCUCCAGAGUGAAUGAUCCAGACACCUCAUGGAUGGCUCAGAGGUUGAAAUUUUUUGAUUAUGUACCUUUUGAUAGAUCAACACUGAAGAAAUAUGGAGGUUUCUUUUACUAUAUUCAAACAUUUUCCCCAGAAAAUGUUUCAUGUAUCGAGAGAACUUUAGAUGUGGUUUUGGAGAGAGAUGCAGAACAUUUCUAAUUUGAAUACGAUUAAAUCUAUUUUCAAGGAAAA
Messenger RNA from Orcinus orca (killer whale), 3597 nucleotides. It is a transcript of the gene ACO1, whose product is annotated as aconitase 1. The record is from RefSeq and is a predicted model, not a curated record. Bases 162 to 2831 code for a protein of 889 amino acids. The transcript has 21 exons. Gene Ontology annotation, cellular component: mitochondrion; cytosol. Gene Ontology annotation, molecular function: aconitate hydratase activity; iron-responsive element binding; 4 iron, 4 sulfur cluster binding. Gene Ontology annotation, biological process: tricarboxylic acid cycle; citrate metabolic process. Lineage: Eukaryota; Metazoa; Chordata; Mammalia; Artiodactyla; Delphinidae.